UCGCCUUCUUCACCAACAACCAAAGGCCCCGAAAUCUCAUGCGGACUCUAGCCCCAUUCUCUCCUAUAAAAACCCCACCUUUCCCUCCCCUUCUUCUUCGCCCCCAUCUCCCCCGCUUCCCCAGAUCCCUUCUCCAUCCUCCCAUCUCCUCCUCCCUUCCUCUCAUCCCCCCUCUAGCCGCCAUGGAUUCCGUCGCCUCCUGGGGCAACACCCCUCUCGUCACCGUCGAUCCCGAAAUCCAUGACCUUAUCGAACAUGAGAAGCGCCGCCAGUCCCAUGGCAUCGAGCUUAUCGCCUCCGAGAACUUCACUUCCUUCGCCGUCAUCGAAGCCCUUGGCAGCGCCCUUACCAAUAAGUAUUCCGAGGGCAUGCCUGGCAACCGCUACUACGGCGGUAACGAGUUCAUCGAUGAGAUCGAGAACCUCUGCCGCUCCCGUGCGCUCCAGGCCUUCCAUCUGGAUCCUGCCAAGUGGGGCGUCAAUGUCCAGCCCUACUCCGGCAGCCCUGCUAACUUCGCUGCCUACACCGCGCUGCUGCAGCCCCAUGAUCGCAUCAUGGGCUUAGAUCUCCCUUCUGGUGGUCAUUUGACCCACGGCUACUACACAGCCGGUGGGAAGAAGAUCUCUGCCACCUCGAUUUACUUCGAGAGCUUGCCCUACAAGGUCAGCCCUGUCACCGGGUACAUUGAUUACGAUAAGCUGGAAGAGAAGGCCUUGGAUUUCCGCCCCAAGCUGAUCAUCUGUGGUGGGAGUGCGUAUCCGAGGGAUUGGGAUUAUGCCAGGUUUAGAUCCAUUGCGGACAAGGUCGGUGCUUUGUUGCUCUGCGAUAUGGCGCACAUCUCCGGGCUUGUGGCCGCUCAGGAAGCUGCCGACCCAUUUGAGUUUUGUGAUGUGGUCACCACCACCACUCACAAGAGUCUUCGAGGCCCAAGGUCUGGUAUGAUCUUCUACAGGAAGGGCCCUAAGCCUCCAAAGAAGGGCCAACCUGAAGAUGCUGUCUACGACUAUGAAGAUAAGAUCAAUUUUGCAGUAUUCCCCUCCCUCCAAGGCGGUCCACACAAUCACCAGAUUGCUGCACUGGCUGUGGCCCUGAAACAGGCAAUGACACCUGGUUUCAAGGCCUAUGCCAAGCAGGUCAAGGCCAAUGCUGUGGCACUUGGAAAGUUUCUGAUGAACAAGGGCUACAAGAUUGUGACUGAUGGCACUGAGAACCACCUUGUGCUCUGGGAUCUGCGACCUCUUGGCUUGACCGGAAAUAAGGUUGAGAAACUUUGUGACUUGUGCAAUAUUACUGUAAACAAGAAUGCUGUCUUUGGGGACAGCAGUGCCUUGGCUCCUGGUGGUGUCCGAAUUGGUGCACCUGCCAUGACUUCAAGGGGUUUGGUUGAGAAUGACUUUGAACAAAUUGGAGAGUUCCUUCACCAGGCAGUGACCCUCACCCUGAGCAUCCAGAAGGAACAUGGGAAGCUCCUGAAGGACUUCAACAAAGGUUUGGUGAACAACAAAGACAUCGAAAACCUUAAGGCUUCAGUUGAGAAGUUCUCUGCCUCAUUCGACAUGCCGGGCUUCCAAAUGUCCGAGAUGAAGUACAAGGAAUAGGCCAGUACUACAACUCAGCUGACAAUUCAAAGGAAAUAUCUAUCCAUGGAUUUGUUCGCUUCUCUUGUUUAGAUGGUUUACAUUCAAAGUUAUCUUUUCUUUUUGUUUGCUAUCUUACUGAGGAGAUGUCUCUGAGAGACGCAGCUCAUGUUAACCCCAAACAUUGCACUCUUUGUUGUUAUUUUAAGUGAGUUAUAUCACCUUGCGAAAUAAACUUGGAAACUUUUCUCAAUUCAAUUCAUGAGAAGCUGCUUCUUGGGA
Messenger RNA from Dioscorea cayenensis subsp. rotundata (Guinea yam), 1859 nucleotides. RefSeq names its product serine hydroxymethyltransferase 4. Gene Ontology annotation, cellular component: cytoplasm. NCBI's taxonomy places the organism in Eukaryota, Viridiplantae, Streptophyta, Magnoliopsida, Dioscoreales, Dioscoreaceae. Gene Ontology annotation, biological process: tetrahydrofolate interconversion; folic acid metabolic process; L-serine catabolic process. The coding region runs from base 39 to 1598 and encodes 519 amino acids. The record is from RefSeq and is a predicted model, not a curated record. The transcript has 4 exons. Gene Ontology annotation, molecular function: pyridoxal phosphate binding; glycine hydroxymethyltransferase activity; zinc ion binding.